Molecule: messenger RNA, 669 nt
Organism: Emiliania huxleyi CCMP1516
Lineage: Eukaryota; Haptophyta; Isochrysidales; Noelaerhabdaceae
Exons: 1
Coding region: 43-447 (134 amino acids)
Source: RefSeq, a predicted model, not a curated record
CUCGGCUGCACGCCCCACUCGUCUCACGGCUCUCCAGCCGACAUGGGGGCCGUCGUCUCUCACCACGCGCCGCCCGACAUCGCCUUCACGCCUCAGGACGAAAACGAGAUCUGCCAUUGGCGUCGCCGCGCCCACGCCAAUAGCGGCGACGGCGAGCUGACGCUCGAGGGCGCUAUCGCGCAUCUCGCUCCGCGGCGGCGCGGCCAUGCGGGCGCUGCGCCGAGCGUCGCGGCCCCUCCGGCCGUCGCUGCUGACGACCAGAGCAUGCGUGUUCGGUACACGGCGGGCGCCAACCGCGAGGGCCGCCGCCGGGCGCAGCUUCGUGUGCGGCGUCGGUGGAUUCUAGCCGUUCGCCGUGGUCUGGCGCGUUUCGGGCGGCCGUGGACCGAUCUUCCUGGCGACCGCUCCGACUACGACAUUCUCGUCGAUCUUCCGGCGGCGCCGUAGCGCGCGGGCCUCGUCCCUCUCUCUCGUCGGGUCUCGUCCCGCGUCCCUGAUGGGCUGUCGCGCACAUCCGUCCCUCUCUUUCGUCUUCAUUGGGUGUCGAGUCCCCUCUGCUCUCGCUCCUCCACUCUCUGCUUUGGGAUGUUAGCGUGCUCUCGUACCGUGAGUACUCUCCAUGUGUGGAGUCACGAGUCUCGUACGCAUGACGGACCCUUUUACCAUUCC